This is a messenger RNA of Aegilops tauschii subsp. strangulata, 1150 nucleotides long. RefSeq names its product GCN5-related N-acetyltransferase 3, chloroplastic. The record is from RefSeq and is a predicted model, not a curated record. Gene Ontology annotation, molecular function: N-acetyltransferase activity. Lineage: Eukaryota; Viridiplantae; Streptophyta; Magnoliopsida; Poales; Poaceae.
GCAUGUCGUUUUUGCCCUUUCCCGUUCGAUUCGUCGCCAUCACCAACCUCCAUUGGCGCCCACCCGCAGAGCUCCACUUCCGCGAGACCACGACCACUCACUCGUCACCCUCCCCAUGGCCGCCGGCGUGAGCAGGCUUCCGCCGCGUCUCACCACGCUUGCGGUCUUCUCCUCGCCGACGCCGAACCCCUUCGGCCCCAAUAAGCGCGUCGCCAGGUCCAGGCUCAGGCCCCCGCCAAUCUCCAUCUCCAUGGACCCGGCCCUCGUCGACCCGGCCCACCUCCAGGCCCUCAUGCUCGCCUGCGCGCACUCCUGCGCCAUCCGCCUCUCCCCGCCGGAAGCCGCCGCGCGGCCGGAGCCCGUCGACAUCCGCAAGCUCCGUACCGCCGUGGCGCACAGCUUCCUGGUCGUGUCCGUCUUCUGCGGGACCAGGUUCUUGGAGGAAGACGACGGAGGGGACGAUCGGCGCUUCAUGGGCCUGGAGCUGGACCUCGGGCUCGGGCGGCGUGGGGAGCAGCGGCUCGUCGGGUUCGGACGGGCCGUCUCCGACGUGGGGCUCACCGCCUCCGUCCAUGACGUCGUGGUUCAUCCAUCAGUGCAGAGGAGAGGAAUUGGGCGCAAAAUACUUGAAAAAAUUACAAGGGUACUCCAUAGCAGAGGUAUUUAUGACAUUUCCGCAUUAUGCACAGGAAAGGAGAGGCCAUUUUUUGAAGCAUGUGGAUUCGGCGAUGAUGCAAUGGGUGCCACAACAAUGAUGUACACUAGAAACUUGUACGAAUAGCAUUCCUAUGGAUGGUUGGCAAUCUGCACAAUGAUACUACCACGGCUCCUUUUUUGCUGGUUAUUAUCUGCUGCCACCUGAGAAUGCCAACUGUAAAGAGAGUUCUGCUAUCCAGCAGUGAUUUUACCCCCUCUUAACUGGAUCCGGCAUCCAUGGUGCCCCAGCCUUUUUCUGUCUUCGAGGAAACCACUCGAAUAAAUUAGAGAAACUUGUGGACACGGUAGUACAGUUCACCUUUUUAUCAUGUGUGGAAGAUGGCAUUAUUUAGCAUGUUCAGAAUCCGGACCAGCGUUUGUAAAUUUACCGUUGAUGGUAAAAGCUUGCUGUGCUUACAGAGAUAAAUGUUUAUACACGGUGUUUUUGUCGUCA